This is a messenger RNA of Lodderomyces pseudojiufengensis, 1401 nucleotides long. It is a transcript of the gene OST1, whose product is annotated as dolichyl-diphosphooligosaccharide--protein glycotransferase subunit. The record is from RefSeq and is a predicted model, not a curated record. Gene Ontology annotation, cellular component: membrane; oligosaccharyltransferase complex. The coding region runs from base 1 to 1401 and encodes 466 amino acids. NCBI's taxonomy places the organism in Eukaryota, Fungi, Ascomycota, Pichiomycetes, Serinales, Debaryomycetaceae. The transcript has a single exon.
AUGUUGAGGCAGUUUAUAUUAUCAAUUGGAUUAAUACUAUCCAUAUGUAUUGCUUCACAAAGUUUAUACACAUUUUCACCAGAUUGGGAAAAUACUCAUUAUAUGCGUACAAUUGAUCUAAGUAAAUCAUAUGUUAAAGAAACUGAUUUAAUUGAUAUAAAAAAUAUUGCAACAACUCCAUUAAAAGAAUAUAUAUAUACUAUAAAUGAUGGAUUUGAUAGUGUUGAUAAUUUAUCAAUGAUUUCUUUUCAAUUAAAUGAUCAAUUAAUUGAAAUUCCUUUUGAAAUUAUAGUACCAAAUAAAAUUUAUAAAUUAAAAUUACCAUUACCUGUAUCACCAAAUUCAAAUUUAGAAAUUAAAGUAAAUUAUGUAUAUAUUAAUCAAUUAAAAUCAAUACCUUCAAAAAUCAAAUUAGAAGAUACUCAACAAUUAUUAUUCAAGACUAAUAAAUUUCCAUUUUCUCCUUAUGUUACAAAGGAUUAUACUAUGUCAUUAACUGGAAUGUCAAAAGGUCAAGAAAUGGAUUUAAAUAUUGAUGAUAAAGUAAAUUCAACUGAAAAUGUACCAGUUUUAGAACCAAGAGUUGAUAAUCAAUCUUUAAAAUAUGGUCCUUUAAUUGAAGAUUUACAUCCAUUUACUUUAAAACCAAUGGGAUUAAUGUAUGAUCAUAAUAGACCAUUAACUGAAGUUAUAAAUUUAAAUAGAUCAAUAUGGUUACCUGGUUCAAAUGUAAAUAAAGUAUCAAUUGAAGAAUAUUAUGAAUUAACUAAUUCUGGUGCACAAUUAUCUUCUGGAUUUAGUAGAGUUGAUUGGAUGAAAGGUAGAUAUGAAGGUACACGUAAUCAUUGGGCUUUAAGUCAUUUAGAAUUUCCCUUGGUGAAUAGAGAUCUUGAUGAUUAUUAUUAUACUGAUAAAGUUGGAGUUGUAUCAAGUCAUAAAAAAAUUUCAAAUCAUUUAUUAUUACUGCCUAGAUUCCCCAUAUUUGGAGGUUGGCAUUAUAAUUUUACAUUAGGUUGGUCAGAAAAUUUAAACAAUUUUAUUCAUAAAAUAAAUAAUGAUGAAUAUAUUAUUAAAUUUCCAAUUUUAAAUACUUUAAGAGAUACAGUUUAUGAUAAUGUUUAUUUAGAAUUUUAUUUACCUGAAGGUUCUAUAUUUGAAGAUGUUGUUUCUCCUAUACCUUAUACUGAUGUUACAGUAUCAAAUGAAUUAUCAUAUUUUGAUGUUUCAAAAGGUCAUGUUAAAGUAACAAUACACUACAAGGAUUUAUUUGAUGAUAUUUUUAAAUUAGAAGUAUUUUUGAAAUAUAAAUAUGAAACAGUUAAUAUUUUUAUUAAAAUUGGUAAAAUUUCAGGUUUUGUAUUUAUAGGAUUAAUGAGUUAUUAUUUCUUAAAUUUGUUAUAG